Molecule: messenger RNA, 7286 nt
Organism: Hippocampus comes (tiger tail seahorse)
Lineage: Eukaryota; Metazoa; Chordata; Actinopteri; Syngnathiformes; Syngnathidae
Gene: usp53b
Product: ubiquitin specific peptidase 53b
Exons: 17
Coding region: 631-3723 (1030 amino acids)
Biological process (GO): response to auditory stimulus; protein deubiquitination; sensory perception of sound
Cellular component (GO): cell-cell junction
Molecular function (GO): cysteine-type deubiquitinase activity
Source: RefSeq, a predicted model, not a curated record
CACACACACACGCACGCACACACACACACACACACACACGAGAUAUUUUGCCAUGCCAUGCAGGGGGGCUUGCGAGGAGGAGUGCGCACAUAGCGGCAGUGCACUUGAGGCUACACUAGGGGCGGAGUUUGACCUCCCAAGUCUCCAAACAUCACUAAUCCGCGUCGGACACUCUGGCCACAAACCAUCACUGGCCUCGUUUAUCACUCACACACGGAGGCGGGGAGGGGGGGUAAAGAGAAGGGAUGGGUAGGAGGGAGGGAAUUUUAAGCGAAAUUAAAGUGUCCCGGGCACCAAGCAGAGGGUUGAGACUGCAGCCCUGCGUGUCGGAGGGAUUGCCAAUGGUGCACUAUGACAGAUAGCGCUGCACGUAUCUGCAGCAGGCGCCCGUCGUACUCCUAGCCCCGCGCUGGAUUCACAGGAUUUGGCGCAAAAAAGGAAAAAAAAGGAAAGAAAAAAAGAAAAAUAACCGAUUGGAUUCUUGCACCGGUAUCCCACCUUGGAGGUCCUGCAUUGCCAUUUUGGUUUCAAAGACCCAUCGCCUUUCAAUGUGUAGAGGCGCAUGUAUGAAGAUGCCCUGUGGCUGAGGCAGAGAAUGUUUUCAACCAAGUGCUCGGCAGGAGCGUGGUGAUGAGAUGGAUGGAACCAAAGACCAACCAGCUCCCACAUCCCAGCAUGUCCAACGGCAGCAAGUCCCCCCCGCAGUCGGCAGAAGCUGCAGGCUCUAACUCCAUGGCAUGGGUGAAGAUGUUUAAGAAGCCUGGAGGAGGAGGAGGAGGCCUGAAGAAGUCUUACCAGCCGGGCAGCAUGUUAUCUCUGGCUCUCACCAAAGGCCUCCUGAACGAACCUGGGCAGAAUAGCUGCUUCUUGAACAGUGCUGUACAGGUCCUUUGGCAGCUGGACAUUUUCAGGAGAAGUCUGAGGCACCUCUCAGGGCACUUUUGUCUGGGUGAUUCCUGCAUUUUCUGCGCAUUGAAGAGCAUAUUCUGCCAGUUCCAGCAGAGUCGUGAGCGUGUGUUGCCAUCAGACAGCCUGCGUAAUGCCCUCGCCGAAACCUUCAAAGACGAACAACGCUUCCAACUCGGCCUCAUGGAUGACGCUGCCGAGUGCUUCGAGAAUAUCCUGGAGCGCAUUCAUCUGCACAUCGUCUCAGACACGGCCUCCGACUCUUGCAGCUCCAAAUCCUGCAUCACCCAUCAGAAAUUUGCCAUGAUGCUUUAUGAGCAAUUUGUGUGUCGCUGUUGCGGUGCGUCGUCGGACCCCCACCCUUUCACAGAGUUGGUACACUAUGUUUCAACCACUGCUCUAUGCCAACAGGUGGACCGCACAAUGGCAAAGACCGAGCGUCUCAGGUCAGACAUGUUUGGAGAAUUGCUGCAGGCGGCAAACAACACGGGCGACCUGCGUAGCUGCCCCAGAAAUUGCGGUCAAAGCAUCAAGAUCCGUCGGGUGCUCAUGAACUGUCCGGAGAUUGUCACCAUCGGAUUCGUUUGGGACGCAGAGCAAUCUGAUCUGACGGACGAUGUCAUCCGCUCACUCGGCCCGCGCUUGAAUUUGUGUGGUCUUUUCAACCGUGUCACUGAUGAAAACGCCAAGCGGAGCGAACUCCAUCUCGUGGGAAUGAUUUGUUUCUCCAGCAAACACUAUUCGGCCUUCGCCUAUCACACCAAAUCUUCCAAAUGGAUGUUUUUUGAUGAUGCCACUGUAAAAGAGAUUGGCUCUAAAUGGAAGGAUGUGGCUUCUAAAUGCGUCAGGGGACAUUUUCAGCCACUUCUUCUGUUUUACACUAAUCCCGAGGGGACGCCUGUGUCUAACGAGGAUGCACCAAGACAGACCACCAUGUGUCCUCGAUACAAAGGUCACGUCAAUGGUGAGACGACGGUGAAAAAUCCCCUCAGUCAAAACAGAUUCCAGGAAGCUUUUAUGGAGAAUUUUCAGAGAGUCGGUGAAACUACGAAAAAGGACCGUGUGAACACGAGAAUCGACGCCUCCCAACCCAGAGACAUGACCCACACGAGAUCCUCGUCUCCCCCUGAGAAUGGGCCAAGGGAGCAGAAGUGUAAAAGCUAUGCCCGCAAUGAGAAGUCAGCCAGCCAUUCGGGCAGACCAUGUCGGGAGGCACGUGGGCAGUUCCGACCCACACAAGCCGGAGGGCACGGCAGGAAAAGCCAUCUCUCGCCCAGUCGUUCCGAUCAGGACAGCUCCCAGGAUCAGUGGGAAAAUGGGGGGAGCGCUGGAAGUCGGAACAAGUGCAAGUCCACCUGGAGACCCGUUCGUGAGGUGCUAAACGUCGACACUGUACUCAACGAACUUGAGCAGCGUCGUCAACAGCAACACGACAGCCCUCGACGCGCCAAGACUGAACGGGCCCACGCCGAACAAAGUAGGGAGCGCGAGCGGGAGUAUGCACGGACCACCAGGGAGGAUCGCAAGCAGAAGUGUUUGAUGACCAUUUACGAGGAUGAGCAGCGUCACGAGACGGAGAGUCACAGCUCCGUGGAGUCGGACAGCAGGGUCACCCAGCAGAGGGGUGGCGGCAGGUUGACGGGGGGCGCCAAGACGCUUCUGCGCAGUGACACCUGGACCAUCCAGAGAACCGAGUCGGGGUACGAGAGCAGCGACCGCCUCAGCAGCGGAUCCACCAAUCCUGACUCGCCAGGCGUUGACGGCUUUGUAGUCAAAGAGCAGAGGUCCACAACGGAAACCCAGUUCCAAAGCCAGCUUCACCCAAAGGCAGGCGAUGCAAAAUCCAGCGUAAUGUCCUCACCGUCACACAAUGGUAAACAUCAGGCUAAACCUCAGGGAAAGAACCAUGACCAGGUUUCACAUUCACAUCUUAAGUGCAGUCCAGGUUCAAGGCGCAAAUCUAAGUACACGUCCAGUACUUGCAGAAAACCUUGCGAGCGGGAGUGCGUGGCUGCGGAUAACAGGCAGAGUGAGCAGCAGGAGCUGACAAGCGGUCGAGGCCAUGCGGGGGAGUGCGCGGCCUCGAGGCAUGUCACCAAGACCAGCAGCUCCGAGUGGAACAGCUCAGACGACCUCGCCCUCUCCGAGCCCGAGGACAGAGACUCUUAUCGCUCCAGCGAUGCUGCCGCCUCCGACCCACAGUGUCCUCACGCCCCCCUGGCGUACCGCUACCCCGCCGGCAAUGCCGCCGUUGAGCCUCAGCGCCAGCUCGAAACCUCUGGUUCAGCCUCGCCUCACCUUCGACCCGGCCAGCGACUCUCCCCUCAUCAGAGCGAAACGAGCGACGCCGUGUUCCGCCCCAGGAUGCUCGAAGAACACUUCCAGGCCAGCCCUCGCCACAGGAAGCCGGACAUCUCCGGCUUGCGGACCUUCUCAGACGCCAGUUCGAAGUCGGGCUCAGACCCGGAGAGGAGCACGCCGUCAUCAUGCGAGAGCGACGACAGACUGGCGGCAGGUUACCGAGCGGAGCAGACGCCCCACACUCAGGAGGUUUCUCUCACCACAUACUUCAACGUGGACAAUUGCAUGACAGAAACAUACCGUCUCAAGUACCACAACCAGCGGCCUCUGCUGCUGUCGGCCACCGUGCCGCGAGCCGUGGGCCCGUCUGAGCGCAGGGACGCCUCGCACACCCUCCCUACUGACACGCAAGAUGUGUCGAAAGCCAAACCUGAAUCAAGCAAUACGAGCAAUAAUCCCACCGCGAAAUGGAACCCGGUAACAGCCAAAGGUCUGGAUGAACGAGGCUUUUUAUGAGUCUACUUUUUUUUUUUUUUUUUUUUUUUUUAACAUGCAUCAACUGUGCGGUCAUAUGAGAUUGAAAAUGGAUGCCAAAGAGUUUACAGAGGUUUGAAAUAGACUAUGUGGACAAAAGUGUUGGCACACCAUGUCGAUAACACCUGCGAGGAGUGAAAAUGUGCUGCUAUAAGGCAUCGGAGGGUGUCAGAAUGUUGGACCUGUAUUCAAUUAUUGUCCUAAAUGUUAUUGAUCUCAAAUUCACACUUACCCAAGCAUGCCUUUCUGGUUCUUGCCUUUCCAUAAUAUCGGUUCCCUCCAAACCUAGACUUGUCCAAAAUGUCUUUAAGUAGGGUACACACCAACACGGUCAUCAAAGGCAGGAAACCAACACUUUUCGUUGUUAUGUGCAUUGACUCAAACAUCCAAAACUCUAAAACAUCACUCGAGACGUAAAAAUCGGUAUCGUGUGUGUAACUCAUUUCAGAUGAAUUAUGAUUCAAGAAGAGAACAACAACCCCCGAUUGUUUAAUUCAUCCAUCGUGAGGUGUGUCCAAAUCAUUUUUGUCCAUCUCAGCAUGACAUUUUAUCCUGAGUGGAAUUUAUGGAUGCAAGCUCAUCAUAAGUGUAGCCUUGUUUAAAGAUGAAAGAUGUUAUUUAUUGUUCCACGCACUAUUAACGCUCUCCUUUGCACACACAUGCACUCGUCUUCCACUUUUCCUGUUUCCACAAGUUCUGGACAGUUUUGCACAGAAUCUUUUUUUAGACACGUUAUGCAUAAUUUGAUAUAUAAAAUUUGUGUUAUAAUAGCCCUCAGAAGUGGAUCAGAACACGGCUGGUCCAUUUCAAUACGAACUCGUUAUACAAUUGUCUUUGACACGGCAGCAUGAUGUCAUGUGUUCGCACCGAAGAGGCUUACAUCAUCAGCGCUGAAGGCAGUUACCUUACAUAUUGAAUGAAUACUACACUGCGAAGGCCCCCCCGGCAUGUUCAACGUUAUCAGUUUUUAUGACGACGCCUUCAUACACGAUCAGAAUGGACUGUGAUUUAAGUGUUCAUCUGCAAUUAUCCCAUAAAAAUAGAAAGUUUAACAUUCCGAAAUUUGCCAUUUUAUGAGGGAUACCGCUAUUAACAGGAGGAUAAAAUCUUUUCAAAUAUGACCAUCACUUUUAAAGGAGACUUAAAAUAAGUGAGACAAUGCCUUGUAAGACAGCCUACUAGAACAUCUGAACUUCAUUUGGCGUUAACCAGAGGCACUUGAAAUGAUUUUUUGUUUUUUUUUUUCAAUUGUAUAGGUUCUAGGUCACAUUAUGAUGGGGGCAAAAAAAAGUCUUGAAAUCAUUUAUCUUGGUCUCAUUUUGUUUAAGUUGCAAAAGCUUCGGAACAGGGGUGUAGACCUUUUGUAUUCACUGUAUAUGUACUUUAUGCUCACGUUCAGGCCAAAAUGUUUGGAUAGGUGCAUAUUAUGCUUGAAAAGAAACAUUUUAAGGUGAAGAAAUGGCCGAUUGCUCAGCGGUGACCUGAUAUCAACCCAAUAGGGGAUGUUUUUUUACUUUUACUUGAAGACACAAGUCAAGACAGCAAGAGCCAUAAAUGCAGUCAAAUGCUGCUUACGUUCACAAUGAUAGCACUUUGAGCUCCCAAAAUAAAGCAAAAUGUUACGUUUUUGCGAAUCAUCUGAAAUUAAAGUUGCAUCGACAGUACGCUUACAUUGAUUGUUGUAAUUCUCAUGGUGUAUGAUGGCAAACUCGUAAACACUGGCAAAAUCCUUCUGCAGGUCACAUUGCGACAUACACGUUUAGUACUUCGUCCAAACUGGCGCCACUUAUUGCUUCUUUUAAUGACCUGCCCAGUGUUAAUGAGUGACAGAAGCUCAUGCAAAUGCGUCGAUAAAGAUUUUUAUUUAUUUUAUUUUUUUGUUGCCGUCAGUGAUAUUUGAAGCGAUUAAAAGCAGAUUUAAAGGCCUCCCAAGUGGGGAUAUGUACAAAUAAGUUGCAUGCCAGCCGCCCACAAACGAUUCAACCUAUUUUGUGUUUGACUCUCAAUUGUUCUCCCAAUCCUAACAUAUUAAAUGCUCGUAUUCAUGUUUUCGGUGUGAAGAUGUUUGCUGAAUGAUACCAAUGAAAUUCAGAUGCCAAUCCGACAUCACGCUGGGAUAAAAGUCCCACAAUGUCCCCAAAAUCCCCCCCCCCCCCAACGUGCAUGUGGCCUUUACCAAGUCUUUCUAGCUUGCUUGUUACAGCAGAAGCAUGAGCAUGACAAUAGUCCAAAACAACAUCAACUAUCCAAUAUUUAUUGAAACGUACUAAUCCGAUUGAUGUUUGUAAGUUCAACCGUUUUUAUGGUUUGUUUGUUUGUUUGUUAUUUUUAAAAACUUGAAUGUUCUGAUUCUCUUGUUUAUACGAAUGCAUCUGUUGUAAAUAUGAACGUACGAAGCAAAUAAUAGACUUCGAAAAUGUCCGGAGUUAUACUAUGCAUUAAGUUGAUAAGGUUAUUUUGACAUGUGUAAAGAUUUUGUCAGAUCUGUAGCCUCCCAAAACGUAUGUGAAAAUAAUAUACGUUUGGAUGCAUCAUCACAUACACCUGUACACAUUAUUAUUAUGAUUUCUACUUUAUUUUACUUACUUAGCUUUAUAUAGGACCUUUCAAGGGGACCCAAUAACUCAUGGCCGUAAUUAAAAAAAAAAAAAAUACAAUGCCAGACAAAGUUUUUACAAACGUAAUAACGCUCUGUUUUGAUUAACACAAUAGCUGAAUUAUUCAUUUCAUAAUAUUUUGUUAUUGUGGUUGUUUGCAGUGGUAUUGAACUGUUGACAUUUAAAUUUGUAAACGUUUAAAAAAAUGUUCCAAACAAAAUUACAACCAAAAAUGUUGGCAUCAUUCUAGUUAGUAAGGAGGCGUUUGCAUUCUUGAAACUGCUCGUAAGAUUUGAAUGUCAAGCCUCUCUUGACUAAUCCCCGCCCUCGACCACAGCCACGCCCCUCACGAACAUGCUCAAGCGCAAUUCUCAAGCAUGGCCAUUCAGAAUGCAUGUCCGGCUGCCACAAAAUUGUAGCAGAAGCAAUAUUAAACUAGCAUUAGCACUGUAAAUAAUCUGACUUUAGCCGCGGCUGCUACGUUUGUCAUUCGUAAUAGAGUUUUAAAACAAGACUAUUUGUUAUAGGUGUGAACUUUUAUUUUUUUUUGGAACAUACCAUCAAUUAAAAAUUGAAAAGAUAUUUAAAAAAAAAAAAAAGACCUGUCGUGCAGAAAUGUUGCUCAUUCUGCAUCCUUCUGAAUCCUCUCACUGCCUGAGUUAUUUUUCCUGUGCUCUUGUUUGCUAGUUUUGUGCCUAGUUGUUGGCAAAUGGGGAUGGGCAUGUUCUCAUUUUGGGGGGGGCGGGUGGAUAUUGCGCCAUAGUUUAAGCAAAGCUCCUGAAGGCCAAGGUAAACAGGUCAGCAUGAGGCCAUGGGGGCAUGAAUGUCUUCCCGAAACAACAUAGCUAUUAAUUACAACGCAUGGUAAAAUCCGUCUUGCGCAAGCUUAUAUAGCUCAAAAGUUAAAACAAAAAAUGAAAAUCUCUGAAAAAACCUGAUGUGCUACCA